This is a messenger RNA of Nannospalax galili (Upper Galilee mountains blind mole rat), 6552 nucleotides long. RefSeq names its product zinc finger protein 236 (gene Znf236). The record is from RefSeq and is a predicted model, not a curated record. The coding region runs from base 1 to 5697 and encodes 1898 amino acids. The transcript has 32 exons. Gene Ontology annotation, molecular function: RNA polymerase II cis-regulatory region sequence-specific DNA binding; DNA-binding transcription factor activity, RNA polymerase II-specific. Gene Ontology annotation, cellular component: nucleus. Gene Ontology annotation, biological process: regulation of transcription by RNA polymerase II. NCBI's taxonomy places the organism in Eukaryota, Metazoa, Chordata, Mammalia, Rodentia, Spalacidae.
AUGUCUGCUGGUGACAGGCAUGAUGAAGAUGUAGACUUCAAAGAGUACCAUAUCAGAAACGACUGGCAACCACUGCAGAGCUCUUACAAUGCUGAGCAUCAAGGUGCUACAGCUUCCACCAUACGAGGUCUGGGACAGGAAGGGACUCUGGGGCUGCCUGACCUCCCAGGCCUUGACAUACACAGUCGGUCCCGCGGGCAGGCCUCCGAGGCCCGGGUACACACAUCAGCCGCCCCGCCAACAGGCCUCCGAGAUCCACGGACAACGAAGCCAGUAGGCCGCAGGAAGUGUUUCUCGCUCAAGGCUCGCUGGCUGAAUUCGUGCGAGAACUUAGAUGGACUUUUGACACUGAAUGAUGAGACCCUUGAUGAUGACUGUCUGGUUCCAAACUUCCACAAAUGUGAAAUAUGUCUGCUGUCUUUUCCAAAGGAGUCCCAGUUUCAGCGCCACAUGAGGGAGCAUGAGCAAAAUGACAAGCCACACCGAUGUGACCAGUGUCCCCAAACAUUUAAUGUAGAAUUCAACCUGAGGCUUCAUAAAUGUACACACAAUGCAGAAGACCCUGUCUGUCCUGUGUGCAACAAGAGGUUCUCCAGAGUGGCCAGUCUCAAAGCACAUAUUAUGCUCCAUGAGAAGGAAGAGAACCUCAUCUGCUCUGAGUGUGGGGAUGAGUUCACGCUGCAGAGCCAGCUGGCAAUUCACAUGGAGGAGCACCGGCAGGAGCUGGCGGGUACGCGAGUCCACACCUGCAAGGUCUGUAAGAAGGAGUUUGAGACGUCGCCUGAGCUGAAGGAGCACAUGAAGACUCACUGUAAAGUUCGGACGUCGGGUACAAGAUCUUAUAAUCGGAACAUUGACAGAAGUGGCUUCACAUACUCAUGUCCACACUGUGGAAAGACAUUUCAGAAACCUAGUCAGUUAACUCGACAUAUAAGGAUACACACAGGUGAAAGGCCAUUCAAAUGCAGUGAGUGUGGAAAAGCUUUUAACCAGAAGGGUGCGCUGCAGACCCACAUGAUCAAGCACACGGGUGAAAAGCCACAUGCCUGUGCCUUUUGUCCUGCUGCCUUUUCUCAGAAGGGGAACCUGCAGUCCCAUGUGCAGAGAGUCCACUCAGAGGUCAAGAAUGGACCUACCUAUAACUGUACAGAAUGUAGCUGUGUAUUUAAAAGUUUGGGUAGCUUGAACACUCAUAUUAGCAAGAUGCAUAUGGGCGGACCCCCAAAUUCCACAGAGACUGCACAUGUUAUAACGGCCACACUCUUUCAGACUCUGCCUCUGCAGCAAGUGGAAGCCCAGGUCUCAUCAGCCUCCAGUCAGCAGACUUCUCAGACAGUGACUGAUGUUAUCCAACAGCUACUGGAACUGUCUGAGCCAGGGCCAGUGGAGACACAACAGUCUCCACAGUCUGGGAGGCAACUGAGCAUGACAGUGGGCAUCAGCCAGGACAUCCUCCAGCAAGCCUUAGAAAACAGUGGGCUGUCUUCACUUCCAGUUGCAGCACCUCCCAACGACUGUAGCCAUGCCCAGACGUCCACGGUGUCCACUCGGAGUCCUCAUGCGUCUAAUGUCUCUGCUGAGCAAGCUGACCCCACAGACACAGAGCAGGAACAGGAACAGGAAAGUCCUGAGAAGAUAGAUAAGAAAGAGAAAAAAGUUAUAAAGAGGAAAUCACCAUUUCUACCUGGCUCCAUUCGUGAGGAGAACGGGGUACGGUGGCAUGUAUGUCCCUAUUGCACGAAGGAGUUCCGGAAACCCAGUGACCUUGUGCGCCACAUCCGCAUCCACACUCAUGAGAAGCCCUUCAAGUGUCCACAGUGUUUCCGGGCCUUUGCUGUGAAGAGUACACUGACUGCUCACAUCAAAACUCACACGGGCAUCAAGGCCUUCAAGUGCCAGUAUUGCAUGAAGAGCUUUUCCACCUCAGGGAGCCUCAAGGUGCACAUCCGCCUACACACAGGAGUUAGACCUUUUGCUUGUCCUCACUGUGAUAAAAAAUUCCGAACCUCAGGCCAUAGGAAGACACAUAUAGCUUCCCACUUUAAACACACGGAAUUAAGGAAGCUGAGGCACCAGCGCAAACCUUCGAAGGUUCGGCUUGGCAAGACAAACGUUCCUGUUCCUGACAUUCCUCUGCAAGAACCAAUUCUCAUAACUGACCUGGGUCUUAUCCAGCCUAUUCCAAAAAACCAGUUUUUCCAAAGUUAUUUUAAUAAUAAUUUUGUCAAUGAAGCAGAUAGACCGUACAAGUGUUUUUACUGUCAUCGAGCGUAUAAAAAGUCUUGCCAUCUUAAACAACACAUCAGAUCACAUACUGGUGAAAAACCUUUCAAAUGUUCUCAGUGUGGAAGAGGCUUUGUCUCUGCAGGAGUGCUCAAAGCUCAUGUCCGAACACACACUGGCUUGAAGUCUUUCAAGUGUCUAAUUUGUAAUGGAGCCUUCACCACAGGUGGCAGCUUACGGAGACACAUGGGUAUACAUAAUGACCUCCGUCCUUACAUGUGUCCCUAUUGCCAGAAAACAUUUAAGACCUCACUAAAUUGCAAAAAACACAUGAAAACCCAUAGAUAUGAACUGGCCCAGCAGCUUCAGCAGCAUCAGCAGGCCACCUCCAUGGAUGACAGCACUGUGGACCAGCAGAGCGUGCAAGUAUCAGCUCCCAUGCCUGUGGAGAUUGAGAGUGCAGAGCUGCAGCAGACCUCAGAGACAGUUGCGGCAGACCCUGAAGCCAUACUGGAACUGGGGCCACAGCAUGUGGUGGGCACAGAAGAUUCAGCGCUUGGGCAGCAGUUGGCAGAUCAGCCUUUGGAAGCCGAUGAAGGUAAUAUUUCAGGAGGUUUAGCUUUUCUGAUAAUCUUAGCAAAGUCUAACAAUCUUCACACUCAGUAUAGUCUCUGUUGGGAUGAUUGUGUCUCUGUGUAUAUCUGUAACUUGCUGCAGGUCCCAAGCUCUGACACCAUUAAUGUGACAACUCGUUUGCUUCCGGAGUCAUCUCAUGAGGAGCUGGACCUCCAAACAGAGCGUCCCCAGUUCCUAGAGGACAGCGAAGACCAGAGCAGGCGCUCUUACAGGUGUGACUAUUGCAACAAAGGCUUCAAGAAGUCCAGCCACUUGAAGCAGCAUGUGAGAUCACACACGGGGGAGAAGCCUUACAAGUGCAAGCUCUGUGGGCGUGGUUUCGUUUCCUCUGGUGUCCUCAAGUCCCAUGAGAAGACACACACAGGAGUCAAGGCAUUCAGUUGUAGCAUCUGCAAUGCUUCCUUCACCACUAAUGGCAGCCUCACACGGCACAUGGCCACACACAUGAGCAUGAAGCCUUACAAGUGUCCAUUCUGUGAAGAGGGCUUCCGCACUGCAGUUCACUGUAAAAAGCACAUGAAGAGACACCAGACAGUCCCCUCUGCUACCUCAGCAACUACAGAGACAGAGGGAGGAGACACGUGUGUGGAGGAAGAGGACGAAAACUCUGACAGAAGUGCAUCAAGAAAGCCUCGUCCUGAGGUCAUUACUUUCACAGAGGAGGAGACAGCCCAGCUAGCCAAAAUUCAGCCCCAGGAGAGUGCUACAGUGUCUGAGAAGGUGUUGGUGCAGUCAGCUGCAGAAAAGGACCGCAUCAGUGAGAUGAAGGAUAAGCAGGCAGAGCUUGAGGCUGAGCCCAAGCAUGCCAACUGCUGCACAUACUGCCCCAAGAGCUUUAAGAAGCCCAGUGACCUGGUGAGGCAUGUUAGAAUCCAUACUGGAGAAAAGCCAUACAAGUGUGAUGAAUGUGGAAAGAGCUUUACCGUGAAGUCCACUCUCGAUUGCCAUGUGAAGACCCACACAGGCCAGAAACUGUUCAGCUGCCAUGUCUGCAGCAAUGCCUUCUCCACAAAGGGAAGUCUGAAGGUCCACAUGCGCCUGCACACAGGAGCAAAGCCUUUCAAGUGCCCUCAUUGUGAGCUGCGCUUCCGGACGUCUGGACGAAGGAAGACUCAUAUGCAGUUUCAUUAUAAACCAGACCCAAAGAAAGCCAGGAAGCCUGUGACACGAAGCUCGUCAGAAGGCCUUCAGCCCGUGAACCUCCUGAACAACUCCACUGACCCCAAUGUGUUCAUCAUGAACAACUCUGUUCUAACCGGGCAGUUUGAUCAAAAUUUGCUUCAGCAAGGGCUGGUGGGUCAAGCUAUCCUUCCCGCCUCUGUGUCAGCUGGUGGGGACUUGACAGUGUCUUUGACUGAUGGGAGUUUGGCCACCCUAGAAGGCAUCCAGUUACAGCUGGCUGCUAACUUGGUUGGACCAAAUGUUCAGAUUUCUGGAAUUGACGCCUCCAGCAUCAACAACAUCACUCUGCAGAUUGAUCCGAGCAUUCUGCAGCAAACAUUGCAGCAGGGGAACCUGCUUGCUCAGCCUCUCACAGGGGAGCCCGGUGUGGCCUCUCAGAACAGCUCACUUCAGACGUCAGAGAGCACCGUCCCAGCCAGUGUUGUCAUCCAGCCCAUCUCAGGCCUGUCCUUACAGCCCACAGUGACAUCUGCCAAUCUGACUAUUGGCCCGUUGUCUGAGCAGGACUCUGUGCUGACCACCAGCAGCAGUGGGACGCAGGAUCUCAAUCAAGUGAUGACUUCGCAAGGCCUCGUGUCCACCUCAACAGGCCCCCAUGAGAUUACCCUGACCAUCAACAACUCAAGUCUCAGCCAGGUCCUGGCCCAGGCUGCUGGCCCCACCGCAUCGUCAUCCUCGGGCUCUCCACAAGAGAUUACCUUGACUAUCUCUGAACUUAAUCCUACGAAUGGAAACCUUCCUUCAACAACACCAAUGUCGCCAUCAGCCAUCUCAACUCAGAACCUGGUCAUGUCUUCGUCAGGUGUGGGUGGAGACGCCAGUGUCACACUGACCCUGGCUGAUACUCAGGGAAUGCUGUCUGGAGGCCUGGACACAGUUACACUGAACAUCACCUCUCAGGGUCAGCAGUUCCCGGCGUUGCUCACGGAUCCCUCUCUCUCAGGCCAAGGUGGAGCAGGUUCACCGCAAGUGAUUUUAGUGAGCCACACUCCUCAGUCGCCAUCUGCUGCUGGUGAAGAAAUAGCUUACCAGGUGACUGAUGUCUCUGCCCAGCUGGCCCCCAGCAGUCAGCCUGAGAAAGACAGUCCUGUACACCAGUGCCUGGAUUGCGAACGUGCCUUCUCAUCAGCUGCAGUGCUCAUGCACCACAGCAAAGAGGUGCAUGGCAAGGAGCGUAUCCACGGCUGCCGGGUCUGCAGGAAGGCCUUCAAGCGUGCUACACACCUCAAGGAGCACAUGCUGACACACCAGGCGGGCCCCUCGCUCAGCUCUCAGAAGCCCAGGGUAUUCAAAUGCGACACUUGCGAAAAGGCAUUUGCCAAACCAAGCCAGCUGGAACGGCAUAGCCGCAUUCAUACAGGGGAGCGGCCGUUCCACUGCACUCUGUGUGAGAAAGCCUUCAACCAGAAGAGCGCACUGCAGGUUCACAUGAAGAAGCACACGGGUGAGCGACCCUACCGCUGUGACUACUGCGUCAUGGGCUUCUCUCAGAAGAGCAACAUGAAGCUGCACAUGAAGCGGGCACACAGCUUUGUGGGAACCUUGCAGGCAGCCACUGUGGUCCAGGAGCAGGAUGGGGAGGACCUGAGGACCCUCCACCUGGAGGAGGUGCAAGAGGCGGCGGGCGAGUGGCAGACCCUCGCUAACGUGUUCUGAUGCCGUAGAGGGGGCCCAAGAGGGUUCAUGAAGCUAGCUACACCUGUGAAGAUCAGAGCACUCAGAGUUUCUGUUUUAAAACUUCAAGUGUUGAAAAUCUACCACAAUAGUUUUUUAGCUAAAAUUAUUUAAAGAAUCAUUGUCAUUCAGAGACUUACAGAAAAGAACUGGGAAAAGUAUAAACACACUGUUCUCACUUUCUACAAAUCAUUGAGCUUGGGCACUCCUGGUCAGUUCCAUCUUCUCAUGGCCAGUGUAUGUCGUUAGCAGAUGAGCUGGAUCUUAAUAUCAUUGCAGUGUGAUUUGUGUUAUCCAAAGACAAGUUAACAUGGAAAAACACGUAUGAUAGGUGCAUGAAGUUCAGAAGUGGUGCCAUCAUUCACAAGGAUGUUUUUCCACUUUUUACUCUGCAUUUUGAAAAAUUAGUAGCAAUCAACUCUUUUUAGCCCACUCUAAGUUCGAGUAAUGAAUGCCUUGAGAGAUGGCUGGACCACUUCUCUCUCCAUCAGAUACCUAAUCCCUAGCUAGAAGAACACAGAAGCUGGCACCAGCAGAGUCACGGAGGGAAUCUGACCUGUAGUCGAGGCCCAGCUACUCACACGGAUGUCCACAUGCUUGCUGCAUGAAUCUGUCCAGGCACAUGGGUUAGAUCACUGCAGAAGCACAAGCCAUACCCUGUGAACAGGAAUGCCAGUUGUCUCCUAAGGGACAGUCGCUGUUCCUGUCCACCUCAGUAAAUUUAUCUGUAGUUUAAGGCUAAGGUCUCACAAAUCCCUGCGACUUUCUCCUUGUGUGAGGUGGUGUCUUUAUUUCAGGGAAUUCCUUAGUGUCAUCAGCAGUGCCACACAAGACAUA